This is a messenger RNA of Orbilia oligospora ATCC 24927, 2826 nucleotides long. RefSeq lists its product as uncharacterized. Gene Ontology annotation, molecular function: pseudouridylate synthase activity; kinase activity. The record is from RefSeq and is a predicted model, not a curated record. Lineage: Eukaryota; Fungi; Ascomycota; Orbiliomycetes; Orbiliales; Orbiliaceae. The transcript is spliced from 7 exons. Bases 1 to 2826 code for a protein of 941 amino acids.
AUGUCGCUCCUUCGUGCAUCUGGCCUUCAGUGCCACGUCCGAAUAUCACAGGUUUCACAAUUUGUCCAGAGAGGCCGUCUCGCCUCACUGGCAAAGCGUUAUUAUAGCGACAAUGCAGAUUCUUCGAGCUGGGGUCUGGAAAAAGCCCUCUGUAGUCCCACGCUUCCACUCCUACAUAAAGGUGUACAUGCUUUUGUCAUGGGAAGGCCUGGUCUGUUUAAAAUUUCCGAUGAGGUCUUAGAGGCUAUGAAAGAUCGUAAACCAAUUGUUGGACUGGAGACCGCUAUAUACACUCAUGGGUUCCCUAAGCCGAACAACUACGAUCUCGCUUUAGAAAUGGAAGCCACCGUUAAAGACCACGGGGCCACGCCAGCGACAAUUGGGAUCCUGAACGGCAGAAUCAUGAUCGGGAUGACGCCUGAACAACUCAGGGAACUAGCAGAGUCAGCGGGUUCGGAGAACACCCAUAAGAUCUCUCGCAGAGAUCUUGCCUAUCAUAUCGCCGCGUCAGGCCCACUGCUCAAUGGAGGUACAACUAUUGCUGGAACUAUACUUCUCUCAAAACUGGCUGGGAUUAGAGUGAUUGCUACUGGUGGUCUAGGUGGUGUACACAAAGGGGGGGAAAAUAGCCUGGAUAUCUCAGCUGACCUAACGGAACUGUCAAGAAACACCGUUGCGGUGGUGACUUCCGGGAUGAAAAGCUUCCUCGAUAUACCACGGACACUAGAAUUCUUAGAGACCCAAGGCGUGUUCGUCUCCACUUUUGGAAAGAAGACGGAAAGGGUCGACAUUCCCGGCUUUUUUAGUCGCGAGUCUGGAUACAUUUCUCCCUAUACUAUCGAAAGCCCAGAGGAAGCUGCGCGUGUCCUCCUCGCAAAUGACCGGAUAGGUCUACAUUCUGGAAACCUUUUCUUCAAUCCAAUCCCAAAAGAAUACGAGAUUCCAAAAAGUGAAAUGGAACCAAUCAUUGCCGCCGCAGUCGAAGACUCAAGUUCAGUAACCGGCAAGGAUAACACACCAGCAGUCCUCGCUGAGAUCGUCAAACGAACCGAAGGACGUUCUAUUGAAGCCAAUAGGCGACUGGUUUUGGAUAAUGCCAAAAUUGGAGCCCAAAUGGCAGUCGAAUUCUCAAGGCUUUUGAAAGAAUUCAAAGCUCGACAAAAAGAGUACCAGUCUACCCAGACCAAAGGAAAGAAGAAUCCCAAUUCGGAAACAAAGAGCUCCUCUAAUCAAAACCCACAAUCUCCAGCCCGAGAAAAUGCCGGACCCGAUUCUGAUUCUAUUAUUGAAGAAACGAACGGAGCUUUUGGAACAGGAGCUAUGGAGGACACUCUCCCUGCCGAGGAACGAAAUUUAUCUAACACGAUUCUUGUCGUUGGAGGUGUGGGCAUCGAUGUAGUGGGAAAGAGUACUGCUCAAGAGCUUCAGGCGCGUGCUUCAAACCCCGGAGUAGUCACAUAUUCUGUGGGAGGUGUAGCAAAGAACAUUGCAGCCACUCUCCGACAACUUGAUCCUCCCGCACCCGUCAGGUUUCUUUCUGCUAUUGGCAAAGAUAUGAAUGGCAUUUCAGUGCUUCAAGAACUUCAGAGACUGGGGAUUAGUACCAAGGAUGUUACAGUAAAAAAAGAUUCCAGAACGGCAUGUUAUGCAGCUAUCAAUAGCGAUGAGGUCGAAGGAGGCCUUUCCGCGGCUAUAGCAGAUAUGGAUGUUAUAAAAAGCAUCCAAGGUAAGGAUAUUGCCGCGGCCAUUGAGAGGUACAAGCCAAAAAUCGUCUGCUUCGAUGGAAAUCUAGAUACGGCCGCAAUGAAAGAGCUGUGCAUUGCCGCUAAAGAGCAGGGAGCAUUAGUCGUCUGUGAACCUACUUCAGCACCAAAAUCGAAACAGAUUGCGAAUAUGCUUGCGGACCUCGGACUUGAACUGGAGCAUCCCAUUGACAUUAUCUCCCCAAACCUUGACGAACUUGAUGGAAUCUUAGAGGUAGUAAACUCGAAACUACCGACUAGCAAGGAGAAUUCCGAAAGAACAAAACUCCAGGUGCAAGAGAGCUUUCAAAGGAAUCAAACCAUUCUCAAAUCCCUAAAAAAUAUAAUUCCCCGCGCGAAUGAUCUUAUUCAAUCUGCUCGAUCGAAAUUAGCCUUGGAUAUAGACGCUCAAGCUGGAGGGUCGAACUCUGCUCAGUUUAAUGCCCCAAGCGAAAUUCAGCUCGCAAAAUGCAUUACCAAAUCCAUCGAACUCCUUCACUUGACCCCCACGGUCAUAACAAAACUCGGCGGGAAAGGUGUGGUGAUUGUACGAACUGUACAGCACCCUAACCCAGCCGAGGCUUCUAUUAGAUCCUGUUAUUCGCUCCAGCAAGAAAUACAGGUUCGUCCCAAAGGGAAUGUUGUUUUGGAUUUCUUCCUUCCGAUAGAACCUUAUAAUCCUGUAGACAGGAUUAUAGGAAUUCACGUCUUUUGGGCACAUGCCAUGAACGUUCUGGAGCCUCAUGCGGUGGUUAGCUCCAAUGGAGCCGGCGAUACUUUCCUAGGUGCCUUUCUACAUAGCUUAUUGAAUAAGGAGGCCCAAGCCCCAGGGGACAUCAUCGCCAGUCCAUGGACGUAUUUGCAGGAUGAACAAGUCGCGAUGUUAGCACACAAGGCGCAGUUAGCUGCUAUCCAAACACUGAAGAGUCAUGAGAGUCAUCCAGUAAGGAACAAAAAUGCACAGGAGUCCCAAAAGAGGCGACAGGAAGAGAAAAUAUGGGCUAAAAUAAAAGGUAAUUUUUGGGCGUCUAAUGAGAUGGUUGACGGCCUCGAUAGGCUCGGUGGGAAGGCAGGCUCCUCAUAA